CCCGCUUCCUUCCUCCCUCCUUCCCUCCUUCCCUCCCUCCCUCUUUCCUUCCUUCCCUCCCUCCGGGACUCCUCCGCUUGCCAGCCCGGAUCGCGUCCGGCUGCGCCGCCUGGCACCGAGCCCUCCUCCUCCUCCUCCUCCUCGCCCGGCCCCAGAUCGGGGGAGGGGGGGAAGAGCUGCCUCUCCUCGCGAGGAGAGGCAGGCGCCGGAUCGCCCCGCUAGAGCCCUGGUCCCGCUCCCGGGGCUUCCUUCCAGGCUGCCCUGCGGCGGGGAGGGCGGAUGGAGCCCCCCGGGGGAGGGAUGGGCGCCCGCCCCCCGGACUGCCCUGGGUGCCUCCCCGUUGCCCCAAGGCUCUGGGGCGGGGGUGGCUGCCGCUGCUGCUGCCCCCGCCGCCUCCUCUUCCUCCUGGCCCUGAUCCUCCUCUUCCUCGCCCACCCGGGCAGCUGCACCUGGAACCACGCGGGGCUCCCCUACGCGGCGCGGAGGAACUGGUGUUCCUACACGGUCGCCCGGACCGUUUCCUGCCACAUUCAGAAUGGCACUUACCUCCAGAGAGUCUUCCAGAGCUGUCGCUGGCCUCUGGGUUGCACAGGAGGCAGCUACAGAACGAUUGUCAGGCCAACCUACAAGCAGGCGUACAAAACUGUCACUGCGCUGGAGUGGAAAUGCUGCCCAGGCCACACAGGGUCAAACUGUGAAACAGAAACUGUUAGCUACCAGGACGCUCUGGACACAACACACGGGGGUUCCUCCCUGCGCAGACCCUCUCCCCGACCUGCAACUUAUUCCGGUUGUUUAAACUGCAGCAAACUCUCAGAGCUGAUGGAACGUCUCAGCCUCCUGGAAGCCAAGGUGGCAACCCUUUCGGCGGCCGAGUCCAUGGCCUCCCUGGUCCCUGGCGGUGGACGAACCGCCUCAAAGGAACACGUCGCCCCCGAAUCUUUAGCUCUGUGGGGUUCUGUGGCUGCUCAGGGGAGCCCAGGGGACGAAAGCCUGAAAGGGAGGCUGGCUUGGCAAGGCCCUCCGGGCCCCAAAGGAGACGCCGGCAUCCGUGGACCUUCAGGCAUUCCUGGCGUCAGAGGUCCAGCUGGACCACAGGGUCCACCUGGCCCACCAGGUGCUCCCGGACGAGAUGGUCCCAGGGGGCUACCUGGAGAAAAAGGCCUCCCAGGCCUUCCUGGACCCCCAGGUCCGCCAGCCCCAGUGGGACCAAAGAUCUCACUGCUCCCAGAUCAAAGAGACCCACUUUUGUCCAACACCUUUCUAGAAACGGGUAUUACGGGGCCAGCUGGCCCUCCGGGGCUUCCGGGACCUAUGGGUCCCCCAGGGCCAGCAGGAAAACCAGGACCUCCAGGACAUGAUGGAAAGCCCGGCUUGCCAGGGCCUGAGGGAGCCGCCGGCGCCCCUGGGGAGAAAGGAGAGAGGGGGCCACAAGGGUAUACUGGCCGCCGAGGGCUGGAUGGAGAGCGUGGUGAGCCGGGCCCCAAAGGCGAACGAGGAGAGAAAGGCAGUUGGGCCAUUAGCUUACAAAGCUUCCUAGAACAUCAGGCACAGCUGGAGCUCCUGGCGAGGAGGGUCACCUUGCUGGAAGCUAUCAUCUGGCCAGAACCAGAACUCGGCUCCGGCCUCGGCCCCGUCUCCACCGGCGUGCCCAGCUACGAUCGUGGCAAGCGUGAUGACAGCCUGGCGGCCUACAGGAUGAUCUCCCGCCACCUCUCCCAGAUGAGCGAGGACAAGAGGAAGUGAAGAGGGAGCAUCGGGCGGAAGGUGGUCAUGCCUAGGGUUGCCCCCCCCUCCCCAGGCCUAGUGCUUCUCCUCCCCUUUGGACUCUCCAGGUGGAGAAGCAGCGGGGGGAGGCACAUCGCCAGCAGCAUGCCCAGGAAAGGAAGGGGGGGGGAGGCCGCACGCUUGCUUGCUUGCAACCCUGCUUCAUAUUUAUUUGUUCUUUUUUGCGCAAGGGGCUGCAACCGAUGCACUGGGGCUCGUGUGUGCCCCUGAUGGGUUCACGCUCUACCGGCUGCCCCCCCUGCUCCACGCCUUUGUCCUGCAAGGGGAAACGGCUCACCCCACGGUGCUAUGGGACAGGGCUUCGGAGUGCUCACCUAUCCUGGCUCCCUUCCACGGCUUAUAGCUUGCUGAUGCUUUCAGAUGUUGACCGGCUGAUUUGUCUUGCAGCUACGGCUCUAUAUUGUAUAUCCUCACCGCCGUGUUUUGGUCUUUCUACCCAAUGGCUCCUCUUCCCUCUAAGCCUAGCCCGAGGCAGGGAGGAGCAGCCCUUUCGGGCGACUGUUUCGCCAGGCCAGAGUGUCCGGGGGGAAUGGGCGUCAGGCUUCCUUUGGGAGGUCCUUCUGUUGUUCCAAAGCGCCGUUUUCCCUGGCUGGGAAAAUAAAUUUUUUCCAUCCUGCCUGACCUCCUGGUAGUCUUUUAUAAAGACGGGAAGAGGACCCUGUUCUCUUGGUUUGAGUGAGAGCCCAGCGCAGUCCUGUCUCCCGCCAUGAGCAACCCCAUGCCUCCA
Pogona vitticeps (central bearded dragon) is the source of this 2515-nucleotide messenger RNA. The record is from RefSeq and is a predicted model, not a curated record. NCBI's taxonomy places the organism in Eukaryota, Metazoa, Chordata, Lepidosauria, Squamata, Agamidae.